UGUUUGAGGCUGAAAAGUUUCCCAGCAGAGGGGAAAGUCCUGGAGCAGACUGAGGACAGCAGGAGGAGGAGGAGGGAGCAGUUUUCCCCUCUUCUACAGGCCUUUCUUCAGUGGGAGAAUGGGGGCUGGAGCUAUGACCAUCUGUCACAACAAGACAGCAGUGCAGGUGAGAGAGGACAUGAAGAAGAUGGUCCAGAUUCCCAUCCUGAGACCCAGAACGGUGGCGGCCAAGCACACCAAGCUGUUCGGAGUGUCCCUGUGUGAGCUGCAGGAGCAGGGCCUGCUGGAGGACGGAGUGCCGCUGGUGGUACGGAGGAUGGUCGAGCAUCUCCGCAAGCAUGCGCUGCAUCAGGAGGGUCUGUUCAGAGUGAACGGGAACGUCCGUGCAGUGGAGGCCCUGAAACAGCGGCUGGAAGCCGGGGAGGACCUGGACCUUCUGUCAGAGUCUGACUCCUGCACCGUGGCCAGCUUACUCAAGCUGUACCUCAGAGAUCUGCCAGGCGGUCUGGUCACUUCAGCCGUCCAGCAGGCGCUGAUAGAGCAGUAUGAAGAGAGCGGUGAUGGAGGCUCCUGGCUGGAGCUGAGAGACCUGCUCCAGCAGCUUCCAGACGUCCACCGCGGCCUCCUCCGUUACCUCUGCCGCUUCCUCGCGCUGGUGGAGAGCAACCACGACGACAACCGCAUGACCGCGCUCAAUCUCGCCACUGUGUUUGGACCCAGUGUCUUCCAUGUGGCCCCGACUUUUGAAGCUAUUAAAGACCAAAACAUCUGCAACAAGAUCAUGGUCAAACUCAUCCAGAACUACGACGGUUUCUUUGAGGCUGACGCAGACGGAGAGACUGAAAACCACACCGAGGAAGACCCGACCGUCAUCCUCGUCAAGGAGAUGCACGUGAGGGAUGCCGACACCGAGAAGUCCCCCAGUCACCUCGAUGCUCAGACACCGACGCCGGUUCCCAGGACAAAAAGUGUAAAUUCAUCUGGAAAUGCAGAACUUCAGAGUGAGUCCCCCUCAAACACCCCCAAGGCAAAGACAAAGAAAAAGAAGGUGAGGAAGGGGAAGAGAGACGGCGUGACUCAGCUCGGCCCCCAGCCCAGCCUCCCCAGCAGGGUGUCCCAUGCCAGCAGCCUGUCCAUCCCCGUCGUUCUGCCCCUGACCCCGGGGCGGAGGAGCCCCGGCCCGGAAGCCAUGGAGACGACCCCUGACCCGGACCUCUCGGACUGCAGCAGUGCGGAGGGACUCGGCAGCUCACAAGAAGAAGACAGGCCGAUCUCUCCGUUCUACAUGAGUAAUCACCUCUCGCCCGUCCACUGCAGACCACAGGUGGUAAACUUCCUGGACAAAACCAUCCGUUCAACAGUGGAGCAGCACCUGUUUGACAUCAACCUCCCGGAGGAUCCGACAACUGCAGGAAACUGUGUGUUAAACUCGCGUCCGUCGAGCCCAAGAGUGGCGCCAACGGCCCGGCAGAGACGCCGGCAGCAGAGGGAACAGCAGGAGGAGUACACCAGGCAGCCGGACAGAAAAAGAUCUGCAUCCAUCAGGGCUGACACCAACAAGGAGAACAUCCCAUCCGGCGGCAGCGGCAGCAGCGUGGGGGAGGACACGGGCAGCGGCGCAGACCCGCAGGGAGGGAGUGCAUCAAAUCAGCAGACCCCGAAACCCAGGAAGUGGAAGCACAACCCGACUCUCGUGCAGCUUAUCGACAACCAGGCCGACCUCACAUUGAAGGAAUGUUUUGGUGAAAGACCUGAAGGAAGCCACAUGGACACAUCUCAGAAAGAGAAUGCGAUUUCAAGAAGAGAUGGCGUUUCCUCUGCUUCGCAGACGCUCAGGAUGAAGAUCCAGGAGCCGCCCGUCGCCUGUGACUCCGGCAGGAGCGGCUCGGACCCGGACUGCGACAAGCCGAGCUGCGAGGACGUCCCCCGGCUGGACCUGACGGCGCUCACCGAGGACAACAACAACAACAACAACUGGGGAGAGCCGGUCCCGGCGUACCCUCUCCAGAGGGAGAGCAUGGACCGCGAGGAGGCCCGACUGUCGCCUCACGCCGGCGGGCGUCUGAUCCGCCAGCUGGUGGAGGAGGACAGCGACCCCAUGGUGUCCCCUCGCUUCUACGCGUACGGACAGUGCCAGCAGUACCUGGACGACACCGAGGUGCCUCCAUCGCCGCCCAACGCGCACUCCUUCAUCAGCCGCAGGAGGAGUUCGUCUCUGGGCUCCUGCGACGACGAGAAAGAGGAGCUGACCUCUGCUCAGCUGACGAAGAGGAUCCAUAUUCUGAAGAAGAAGAUCCACAGGUUUGAGGAGAAGUUUGAAGAGGAGCGAAAAUACAGGCCUUCCCACAGUGACAAAGCUGCAAACCCAGAAGUGCUGAGAUGGGUUAAUGAGCUGGCCAGGCUCCGCAAAGAGCUCAAAGAGCAAAAGUUGUUGAAGUCGGAGGAGGACCUGCCGCCCCUGACCCGCCAGCGCAGCAACACGCUGCCCAAGAGCUUCGGCUCGCAGCUGGAGAAGAAGCCCCAGCAGGAGAAGGUGCCCAAGCCGCCGGUGGACAGCACUCUGGAGGCCAUCCUGAAAAAGCUGCAGGAGAAGAGGGAGGAGGUGCACCGCCCCGAGGACAUCAAGGAUAUGACUCGGGAGCAGAUCGCAGCGGAGAAAGUGGCCCUGCAGAAAGCUCUGCUGCACUACGAGAGCAUCCACGGCCGCCCCGUGACCAAGAGCGAGCGGCAGAUCAUGAAGCCGCUGUACGACAGAUACCGCCUGGUGAAGCAGAUCCUGUGUCGGGCCUCCACCAUCCCCGUCAUAGGCUCCCCCUCCAGCAAGCGCCGAGGCCCCCUCCUUCAGCCCAUUAUCGAGGGUGAAACCGCACUUUUCUUCGAUGAUAUCAAGGAGGAGGAAGACGGCUCGGAGGACGACGGCGACGCCAAGACUCAGUUCACCGUGACGGUCCGGCCCGACCUCAGCGUGCUCAGCUUCCUGGAGCACAUGGACGAGGAGGGGGACGGGUUCAUCUCACCCGUGGACGAGCUGUCGCCCUCCAAGAACGCGCUGGACAUGAGGCUGUCCAACCUGCACUCCGCCACCACGCAGGAACUGGUGGAGCAGCUCCAAGAGGCGAGGGAGGAGAAGAAAAGGAUCCGCAAGAACCUGAAGGAGUUUGAGGAUCAGUUCCUCAGACAGAACGGGAGGAACGUGCAGAAGGAGGACCGCUCCCCGCUGGCAGUGGAGUACAACGAAUACAAGCACAUUAAGGCCAAACUGCGGCUGCUGGAAGUCCUCAUCAGCAAGAGAGACUCCACCAAGUUCAUCUGAGGAAUAAAAACCGUGUCCGGGAACGCUUCAGAAGGACAGUCCAACGCUUCUCGCCGCCUACGUGACAUUUUGGAUAUUUCUCCCGGAGGAUUCCCCCCCCCCCCCGCCCCCCUCUGAAAAACACCGUCUCCUGCUCCACCCUUAGACCUUUGUUACACGCAACAAAAAACCCGCCCCAAUCACAUUUGUACGGCUGAUAAUUUAUUUCUAUCCUUUUGAAUGUUUUUAUUGUAACAGAAACCUUAUUUUUCUCACGCUUAACUGUAGAGUUCGUUCAGAAAAAGAAGAAAAAAAAAACAAUCCUAGCAGUUAAAAGUUUAUAGAGCUAAAACUGUUGCUAUUUUUGAAGGAGGAUUCAAAAUGUUUGUGUAUUUUUGUAAGGGAGAAGUUACUGUUUGUAUCGGAGUAACAGUAUUCACUUAAUGAAUAGAUUCCUGUAUUUCAGUUGCGACCAUCAAAUAUUGUCUGAAAUAAUUUUGUUUUUGCUUCUAUAGAAGUUUGAUCAAGUACUUUGCUCACUGAAAGAAGUGUUCUCCUCUUUUACUCCGACCCAAAGACGAAGCGGUGUCCAGUCCGUGACCUCCGGCGCGCCGCGCGGCAUUCAUCUCGUACACGUCGACCCGCUUCGGCUCCACUUAUACUCCAUUGUUCAAUAAGCUACUGUCGUCUGUGAAUCGCUGGGAUGUGUUUGCCUCACGUUGAUUAAUGGCGGCCAGGCCGCAUUGUGAGACUGGAUGGAGGGCGGUAAUGGUCACUAAAAGCCCCGCAUCCCCCCCCCCCCCCCCCCCCCCCCCCCCCCCCCCUCCGUCGUCCCCCGCCCGGAGUUGGUUUUUUGUAAAUAUGGAUCACUGUGUAUGUUUACAUUUCUGUGAGCGAGUACUACUUUCCUUUCUUUCUCCAAAAUGGAUGAUUAUCAGUGUGUUUUGUUUUUACUGAAUGUAAAACACUGGCCAGGCGUAAUGAAUUUUGAGUGUGUACAUUUUAGUACAUAAAUUGUAUUUUGUAUAUAACAUGAAUGAAAUCAUAUUUUUACUGACA
This is a messenger RNA of Salarias fasciatus (jewelled blenny), 4351 nucleotides long. It is a transcript of the gene fam13a, whose product is annotated as family with sequence similarity 13 member A. The transcript has 25 exons. Lineage: Eukaryota; Metazoa; Chordata; Actinopteri; Blenniiformes; Blenniidae. Bases 119 to 3313 code for a protein of 1064 amino acids. Gene Ontology annotation, biological process: signal transduction. The record is from RefSeq and is a predicted model, not a curated record.